AUGGCCACGAAUACGCAGACCACGCUGGCCCAGCGUCCUCCGGUCAACAUCUUUGCACCGUCCACGAACCAGACGAUGAAACGCGAAGCGCCAACCUCUGCGCCCACCCCGCGAAUUCGACUCUACAAAGAGUUCCUCACACCGGCAUUGCACCGCCGCUUUGUCAAUGCCGCCGCCGUCUCCCUCGUCCUCUGCUGGGCCGAUGCCACGUUCUUAUCGUCGUCAUUCUUGUCCUUUUCCCGCGCUGGUCUGCUGUGGUCAUGGUUUCCGCUAGGACCCACUGGCCUCCGCGCACUAUUGCUCUUCAUGCCAUGUCUUGCCGUCUUCAUUGUACGCGUGGCCAACAUGCACGUUGGGAAGCACGUGGCUUGCAGUGAGAGUGCUGCUUUUCUCGGUCGCUUUGCCGGCAUCAGUGGGGUUGGAAGCGUCCUUCAUACGGCUGGAUGGUAUGUCUGGAGCGCCGCGUUCUUCGUCGAGGWUUUCAUCUGGAGUCGCAAAGGCGCAAGUAAGGAGCUAGGAAAUUUGGACCUUGGACAGGAAUACGAGAGGCCGCGGUUGAACGAGAACCCCAUAUUCCUGCGAUGCCUGUUUUGGGUGCUAGGCCUUGUUCAAGCUGGACUACAUCUUCUGCGCGACUAUGAUCUCGUGGAGCUUCACACGGAUGAGGGCGAGGUGAAGAGGACCAACCCUUUCGUGGUAUAUCUCGGAAUCCCGGAGAACAUGAUCGAAAGGCUCCCAUUGGCGGUUCGCGCAAUCACGGAGCAAAGCGGUGCCAUCUUGAACCGGACUCUGAAGCUCGCGAUAGGCUGCAUCUUCAUUGUUCACUUUCCUGUAUACUACCUACUCGUCCGUCAGACAGCCUGGAAAUGGACAUACGUCCUCGUCAAGGCUUUCUUAGGCCAGCUUCCGGACUCAGCGCCGCCUACAGGAAUCGUGUACUUCCCAACGCUGAUGGGCCAGGCUAUCUAUACUUCAAUCAUGCUGAUAUUGCUAUGGGAAAUCUCCAAUGCUGCCUUCGGCGCUAUUGUGGCACAGCCGCCAUUGAAGAAGGGGGAGCCACUCACAAGCGAGAUCAAAGACUCUCGAGGAGCGGUUGUCCACCGGAGUCGGGAUCCCAACGGAAGCCUGUUGACUGGUUUGAAGAGCAAGAAACCUGUGCCCAAAGGGUUUGCAUUUUGGGAGCUGUAUAUCAUCUGCACUGAUUUCGAGACACGAAGAAAAAGCAUCUACACAGAAGUAGACCGUGCGGGUGGUAACACAUGGUCACAAAUCUGCAAGCUUUGUCUUGCGGAAAUCUCAGCCGUGCAAGCUCGAGUUGACGCAGCAAGUGAUCCAACCGCGUACCAGGCGAAGCUACAAGCCGAGGCGGAAAUGAAGAGACUGCGUGAAGAGUUGACGGUAAAUUCAGAGGAGGAAACAUCUGGACUGAGAAAGAUUGCGGAUCAAGGAGUCCUCACCAAUGCCGAUGUGUUCGCUAAACGCACACCUGACUUCCGUGCGUCAGUUGGCAACUUGACCAAGUCAAUCGGACAGAGCCCCGGUGCGGCAAACCCAGUCUCGCCGCACGCGAGGAAAGCCAUUCAGUGGACCGCGGACGCUGUCCUGUCUAAGAAAGACCAGCAGCGCUUGGCUGAUGCCACUGCGGCCAACGGCUCCAUACUGUUGGAGAGAUUCCUACCAAGACAGUACCUCAUACAGUUUUUGGAGACUCCCCUGGGCGCUCCUUUCCGGCAGACACUUGGCAGAAAGUUGUGCAGUGCAGUAUUUGGCCAAGGUGAGAGUGGAAAGGGGAACCUGAUUCAUGCUGUGAAGAUUUUGGAGAGCCUGAUCAUAUUCUCCCUUCAAGAAGAUCAGUUUGGCUCUGUACAGAAAGAUGUGGCAGAGGUUGUCAGGACUUUGACUGCUACUGUGGUUUUGAUGGAGAAGUUUGUGAGAGAGGCCAGACCGCAUUGGAGCGACGUCGAGCAUCCGAGGAUAUCGAUCGAAAGGGCAGAAGUUGCGCAAGUCUUGUUCAUCCUCAAGCAGAGUCUUGAGCAGAUCGUGCUUAGUUUCGGCGAGUAUGCGAGUGCGCUGGGCCUGAGCUUGAAGGAGGUCAGAGAAGCAAGGGAGGCUGCUGUUAUUGCCCCAGUCAGUACGCCAAUUGAGGCUGCCCCGGAGAGGCGGGCAGAUCAAGCUACCGGGAGAGAGAGAAGGACAGAUGGCAGAGCUCAACAAAGAGAGAGAGAUUUAGGAAGACCGGAGAUGGAAGAGGUCGAGAGACCUAGGCGGCGACGAGGAUGA
Messenger RNA from Ramularia collo-cygni, 2280 nucleotides. RefSeq lists its product as uncharacterized. Lineage: Eukaryota; Fungi; Ascomycota; Dothideomycetes; Mycosphaerellales; Mycosphaerellaceae. The transcript has a single exon. The record is from RefSeq and is a predicted model, not a curated record. Gene Ontology annotation, biological process: spindle pole body localization; nuclear pore organization. Bases 1 to 2280 code for a protein of 759 amino acids. Gene Ontology annotation, cellular component: spindle pole body; nuclear pore transmembrane ring. Gene Ontology annotation, molecular function: spindle pole body-nuclear membrane anchor activity.